AUGGAUAAGGAUCUAUUUAUAUAGAAGUAUGGAUAAAAUAAUUCAAUUAAAUAAAUAUUUCUAAGAAAAGCUUAUCAGAAUUUUUUUAUGUUAAGAUCUAGUGUUAAAUAGGAUUUAAAAAAAAAAGUGAAUAAGAGUGUUGAUCCAUCCUAAUUUUUAUCAACAAAAAUAAAAACAGAUUAAAGUAAAAGUUCUUUUGUAGAAGUGUCAAACAAUACUAAUAAAGAUAAUAUGUAUAGAAAUUAUAAAUAAUGUUAGAUCAUAGAUGACAGAGUUUCAUUAUAAUAAAUUAAGAAAUAAGUGGUUAAUGGAUGAUAAAUAAAAUGAAGCAUUUAUAUAAGUAUUGUAUAACAAACGGAAAUAAUUAGAAUUGGAAGAGAAAUAAAGAGAAUUGGAAAUCUCUAAAAUUUAAUAAGCAAUUUUAUUAAGAGAGAAUUUAGAAACUGAUAGAAAAAGAUAAUUUUAUAAAGAAGCUGAAUUAUUUCGAAAUUAAUAAAGUGAAAGAAGACAUUAAGAAUAAGAAAAACUUAAAUCAAAAGAAUAAGAAUAUUUAUUAUUAGCAAAAAGAAUGGCAUAAAAUGAUGAACUUGCUAAAUUAGAAUAAUAAAUUGUACACAGACAAAAAUGUAAAUUAUAAUUUUAAAUGUUGGAACAAUAAAGAAGAACCAAUUCAUUUUUACUAUCUUGA
Molecule: messenger RNA, 688 nt
Organism: Paramecium pentaurelia
Lineage: Eukaryota; Ciliophora; Oligohymenophorea; Peniculida; Parameciidae
Source: the annotation of a GenBank genome assembly